Messenger RNA from Darwinula stevensoni, 876 nucleotides. The record is from the annotation of a GenBank genome assembly. NCBI's taxonomy places the organism in Eukaryota, Metazoa, Arthropoda, Ostracoda, Podocopida, Darwinulidae.
AUGCAGCGAUGCAUCGCGUUCCUCUCCCUUCCCUUCUUCCUCUUCGCCCUCGGGACGAGCGGGGAAACCCGCCUCCUUGUCCCGAUCCAAGUGACAUUCUACCCUGCGCCUGCUUCCACCUCAAAGGUUCCGGCCUUUCGUCUGUGGACUAUUCGCGUGCAAGCUCGAGCGACGAAAUUUUCUCGACUUUCAAUGAUGCCGUUUGGCCCUAUUGGCAACUCAGACCUAUUGAAAUACUACGCUGAGUGUAUAAAGAUAAGACUAGCAAGCAAUCGACGCCUACGAAGGCACGAGUCUCACUACAAGCGACACAUCGCUCAAUACGAUACGAGGAACACUUUGACUUCAUCUCUCGACGGUUUUUGGAAUCUUCUCGGCCGCAUUACGACAAGAGUCGAUUUCACGCUGUUUGGGAACAAGGCCGUGGAAGAGUUCCCGCCGGGCGUGUUUGGCAAUGUUUCCUUCGAAAGGACAAUCCUAUUGCACACACAAGUGGGAUCCAUUCAUCGCUCCGCCCUCCGUUCCUCGAAAGAACAGCUUCGCCGGCCGGAGAUCCUGGCAGGCGAACUGAGGGAAUUUCCAUGGGACAUCCUGCCCGAUAUGCCCGGCCUCGUCCAUCUCGACCUUGGAGAGAAUUUCUUGCUCGAUUUGCCGCCCGUCGAAAGCCCCAGUCUGGAGAGGCUCUCCCUCGGGGGCAAUAAGAUAGCAAGGCUCACUGUUGGGUGGUCAACGCCGAACCUGACGGCUCUCGUAGUGGGUUUCAUGGCAGAGACCAGAAUCGAGUUAUGGGGCAACGAAAUCAGAAACUUCACAAAGGAGUCCUUCGUACUCAUGUUGGAGAACCUCGCAGCGGGGGAAGGGUACAUCGACCUGUAC